GACACACGGACAACAGGAGAACAAGAUCAGUUCAACAUGAGUAAGGAGAAAUAUCAAGGGUUUUACAGUGCCACAGACUCCUAUGAGAGGAGGAUCAUUCUAGUUGGCAAGACGGGCGUGGGGAAGAGUGCAGCUGGAAACACCAUCUUGGGCCGAGAGGCUUUUGAGUCUGAACUAUCUCCAUCCUCCAUGACAGCUGAAUGCCAGAAAGCUAAAGGGAAUGUUGGAGGCCGAAAGAUUGCUGUUAUUGACACUCCAGGACUGUUUGACACUAAUUUCACUGAAGAGGAAGUGUUGAAGAGGAUCAAGAUGUGCAUCUCACUGUCUGCACCUGGCCCUCAUGCUUUCCUGGUGGUUCUUCAGCUGGGCAGGUUCACCCAGGAGGAGAAGGACACUGUUAAGAUGAUCCAGACCACUUUUGGUGAAGAUGCCGCCAAUUACACAAUGGUGUUGUUUACUCAUGGAGACCAGCUGAGAAGCCAAUCUAUUGAGGGCUACAUUUCAGAGAGUGCUGAUCUGCAAGCCUUCAUUCGCUCGUGUUAUGGUCGAUACCAUGUCUUCAAUAAUGAAAUCAAAGAUGCUGUGCAAACCAACCACCUCCUGGACAAAAUUGACAAGAUGACCAUGGCCAACAACGGAAGCUACUACACCAAUGACAUGUUCAUGAAAGCAGAGGAGGCCAUAGAGAAGGAGAAACAGAGACUCCUGCAGGAGAUGGAAACUAAGAAGCAGAGAGAGCUGGAUGAACUGAGGGCCAAAUGUGCGUCACAGAACGUCUACCGCAAGGAGGAGAGGCGGGUGCAUGUCAGAUAUGAGCAUGAAGCCAGAGCUCGAGCAGAAAAAUCUAAUGGCUUCAUAGCUGCUCCAGUGAUUGCUAUAACAACAACCUGCGGUGCAGCAGUUGGUGGUCUGAUUGGAAUUGUGGGAGGUCCAAUAGGUUUAGUGGUUGGAGCUGCAGCUGGAGCAGCCAUUGGAGCUGGUGUUGGCGUUCUGUCAGUGAAAGUCUCUGAGCAUUGCAAGGUUCAGUAACAACAAAGAAGCACAC
Messenger RNA from Solea senegalensis (Senegalese sole), 1045 nucleotides. RefSeq names its product GTPase IMAP family member 7-like. The transcript is spliced from 2 exons. The record is from RefSeq and is a predicted model, not a curated record. The coding region runs from base 37 to 1029 and encodes 330 amino acids. NCBI's taxonomy places the organism in Eukaryota, Metazoa, Chordata, Actinopteri, Pleuronectiformes, Soleidae. Gene Ontology annotation, molecular function: GTP binding.